Nelumbo nucifera (sacred lotus) is the source of this 4574-nucleotide messenger RNA. NCBI's taxonomy places the organism in Eukaryota, Viridiplantae, Streptophyta, Magnoliopsida, Proteales, Nelumbonaceae. The record is from RefSeq and is a predicted model, not a curated record.
AGAUACUGAAAUUUCUGAUUUCAGGAUACUGAACGUCAUUGUUGGAUCAGAUUAUCUCUAUUGUUACCAAACAUCUUCGAAGAAAUUUUUGACAUCAUGUUUUUGUAACUUGGAUUUUCUCAGAAUAAGCUCUAUCCUUACCUAACAUCUAGGAAAAUUGCAGGUUCCUCUUCCAUUUUGUUAUCUCCCGUUGAAUGGGGUAGGGGGACUGAAAUACUGGAUCCAAAUAGUUGGGAUAAGUCUUGGUUUAGUGAUUUGAGAAUCGAGAUGCCCUGUGGAUAUUCUUUGAGAAGAAUUCUGCACCAGACUUGGGUUAAAAGCCAGUGUUUGCCAAUUAACACUAACUUUCUUGUCUUCCAUACAUAUCCCUGUGCGUGUAUUGGACGGAGAUAAGACUUAGGAGAGUUCCGAAUCUAUAUGUUACAGGAGAGUCCCGGAUCUGUAUGUUACCUGCAUUAGAAAGUCUUUUUAUUUUGCUUUUCUUUUGGAUUAGGAAUUUAUUUUUAAAAAGUUUUGGGAGGAAGGAACUCUAAAUAUCACCUUUCACUUCCAAAAUUUUUUAUGGUAUCAAAGCACGCAUUACUGUUCGCUGCGCGACCGACGGUUAUCGGCUGCAGAUCUUGUUCCGACCACAGUCUAUUAUCGACGACUCUGAAGCAUUUAUCUUCCCCCUCGCUUUUUGUAUCGACUGUCUCACCUCCGUCGACACCUUGUCCAGCGCCGCAGGCUCUGUUCCCUCGUCGAGUUUCCUCGCGUUCACCACCGUCUCCGGGUAAAAAGGUUGUACUUCAUCUUCUUCGGACGCUAGACCAAGCGCUCGUUUGAUGCCUGCGACAAUGUGUUCGCUAAAGAACCUGAAGCAUCCGUUACAUAGGACCAUCAACUGCCGAAGAAAACCCCCGCCCUCUGGUUUCGGCGACGUGGAGUUGGGCAGCAAGUAAGCCCAAGCCGCAUGUUUAACAAGACGGUUCUUUAUCGUAAUCUCAUGCCAACUCUGGUUGCAGGUGAAAUUCGGCGAAUAAAUCCCGGCCGCUGGAGAUGGGGACAAUAGGUCCUUCAAACUGGUAUAGUUCGUAGAUUUCAAGGCAACCAUUUCGAGAUAAGAAACAGAUUAGCGAGAAUUCUGAAGCUCUAAUUGUUGGAAUGCAAAAGGAGAUACCUCGCUUUCCUGGAAGAGAGGCAAAUUGUUGGAUCUUUCCACAGUUUGUUCAGGUUUCAGUCUACUGUGUUCGCUCGAACUCCCGCUGCCAAGGAAGCUUCUCGGUCCUUCUUUAAUUCAGGUUUCAGUCUACUGUAUUCGCUCGAACUCCCGCUGCCAUCGAAAGGAAGCUUCUCGGUCCUUCCGCUUCGACGACGCCUGGUUUUCGCUCGGCGUUGCGGGAUCGGAGGAAACCAGGCAGGAGCUCGGGUUUGACUCGGAAUCGGCGGGCUCACUUGUUCUGAUUUCUUCGUGAGUUUCAUUAGGAUCGUCCAUCUACGUGUUUCUUGCAAUAAUGAAGCAGCUCGGACGAAUCUUGCUGAUCGGUUACCAUGACUGCCAACAACGAAAGGAACAGUGAGAGCUCAAGUAAGUCUGAAUGGUGGGGUGACAGACCCCGCGGUACGUCGACUGGGCAUGGAGCAGAUCGAGGAAAAGGGGGUGGACCCUCUGGCGGAUGUGACCGAGGUUCAGCAAAAACUCAUGCUGCUCAUUCAUUGACAGGGCGUGAGGUGGCUGCUAAUGCAGUCGUAACUGACGGAGAUAGGACCAGACUGAACGACCUUAAUGACGAGUAAUGGCAGACUCUUAAUGCUUACAAAACCAGGACUAAUGAAAGACUCUCUAGUAAGAAUUAUUCCACUGAAUGGAUUGUUGACUCUGGGGCAUCACAUCACAUGACAGGGAAUUUAAAUGUGCUCGUCAACACCUAUGAUGUUGCACCUUGUCCUGUUAGCUUACCCAACGGUGCACACACCGAGGCCGUGAAAGAAGGCACAGACUCUUGUAAGCAUGCUUAAUGCUUACAAAACCAGGACUAAUGAAAGACUCUGGACCGCAUCUCGAGGACUCUGAUUGGUGUGGGUGAACAGCUUGAUGGGGUCUAUGUCUUCAAGGGUGUGGCGCCGGUCCGUGCUUACAAGACAGAUGGAAUUGGAUCAUGUGAUUUGUGGCAUUGGAGAUUGGGACACCCUUCUUAUCAAACGGAGGCAAGUUCUUCCAGCUGUUCCACACCUUUUGGAUGUUAUCCAGGUUGAAGGGACGUUUCUAGAUGGGACAAAGUUAAUCACCGUUCAUGACGCUAUUGCCAGUGAAAAUGGAAACUUGGAGUUGGCCUUGCAUGGUUCCUUCCUUCCAGUUCCUUCACUAGACAAAUUUUCGGGAAAAGAUAUUUGUACAAGUCCUGGUGAAAUAAUUUAUGAAGUUGGAAAUAUUACACUUAAUGCCCAUCGGAGAGCAGUGAUUCUUUUAGUUACCAAUACUGCAGACAGGCCAGUUCAGAUUGGAAGUCACUAUCAUUUCAUUGAGGCAAACCCAUAUUUGAUUUUUGAUCGUAAGAGAGCAUAUGGCAUGCGCUUGAACAUACUAGCAGGAACAGCUACUCGAUUUGAGCCAGGGGAAACUAAAAGAGUUACUCUUGUAAGCAUUGGAGGCCAUAAGGUGAUCAAGGGUGGAAAUGGCAUUGCUGAUGGUGCUGUUGAUGUUUCCCGGAUUGCAGAAGUGAUGAAAGCUGUACAUGAUAGGCAGUUUGGCAAUGCAGAAGAAAUAGAAGCUAGGGAAGGUGUUACCGGAGAGGAUCCUGACCUUACCACCAUAGUUUCUCAUGAGACCUAUGCCAACAUGUAUGGACCUACAAUUGGUGAUCGAAUACGGCUUGGUGACACUGAAUUAUAUGCAGAAAUUGAAAGGGACUUCACCAUGUACGGUGAUGAAUGCGUAUUUGGAGGUGGAAAAGUUCUGAGGGAUGGAAUGGGGCAGGCUUCUGGACAUCCUUCAUCUGAUUGCCUGGAUACUGUCAUCACAAAUGCUGUGAUUGUUGACUAUACAGGAAUAUAUAAGGCAGAUAUUGGAAUAAAGGGAGGAUUCAUUAUAUGCAUUGGGAAAGCAGGCAACCCAGAUGUCAUGGAUGGUGUAUCAUCUAAUAUGACAAUAGGGGUCAACACUGAGGUUGUUGCUGGAGAAGGAAUGAUUGUAACUGCAGGAGCCAUAGAUUGCCAUGUCCACUUCAUAUGUCCUCAAUUGGCCUAUGAAGCAAUAUCAAGUGGUAUUACGACAUUAGUGGGAGGAGGAACCGGACCUGCAGAUGGGACACGUGCAACAACUUGUACACCUGCACCAUUACAAAUGAAACUUAUGCUUCAGUCAACUGAUGAAAUGCCACUCAACUUUGGCUUCACUGGGAAGGGGAAUAGUGCCAAUCCAGAUGGAUUGCCUGAAAUAAUCAGGGCAGGAGCAAUGGGUUUGAAGCUGCAUGAAGAUUGGGGAAGUACACCUGCUGCAAUAGACAAUUGUCUAAGUGUUGCAGAAGAAAAUGACAUCCAGGUCAAUAUCCAUACUGACACCUUAAAUGAAUCUGGAUGUGUGGAACACACAAUUGCAGCUUUUAAAGAAAGAACUAUCCAUACUUACCACAGUGAAGGUGCAGGUGGUGGUCAUGCUCCAGAUAUUAUCAAAGUGUGUGGUCUGAAGAAUGUCUUGCCCUCAUCAACAAACCCAACACGACCAUUUACAACCAAUACUGUAGAUGAGCACCUUGAUAUGUUGAUGGUUUGCCAUCACCUUGAUAAGGACAUUCCAGAAGAUAUAUCAUUUGCUGAAUCUCGCAUACGAGAAGAAACAAUUGCUGCAGAAGACAUUUUGCAUGACAUGGGAGCCAUCAGCAUUAUAUCUUCUGAUUCACAGGCUAUGGGUCGUAUUGGAGAGGUUAUAACCAGGACAUGGCAAACCGCUCACAAAAUGAAGGCGCAAAGAGGAUCAAUUGAUCAAAGUGAUACACUUAAUGACAACUUCCGAAUCAAACGAUACAUUGCAAAGUACACCAUAAAUCCUGCAAUAGCUAAUGGAUUUUCUGAAUAUGUUGGUUCAGUUGAGGCUGGGAAGUUAGCAGAUCUUGUUCUAUGGAAGCCUUCAUUUUUCGGAGCAAAACCAGAAAUGGUGAUCAAAGGUGGUGCAAUUGCUUGGGCUAAUAUGGGUGAUCCAAAUGCAAGCAUCCCCACUCCUCAACCGGUGAUGAUGAGGCCCAUGUUUGGGGCAUUUGGCAAGGCUGGAAGCUCAAAUUCCAUUGCAUUCGUCAGCAAGGCUGCUAAGGACGCCGGAAUAGAAAAAGAGUACGGACUGAAGAAGAGGGUGGUAGCCGUGGGCAAUGUGCGGAGGCUCACAAAACUGGACAUGAAGCUCAAUAGCGCACUUCCAGUAAUAGAUGUGGACCCGGAGAAGUACACCGUGACAGCAGACGGCGAGGUACUCACCUGCACUGCAGCCACCACGGUUCCUCUGUCCAGGAAUUACUUCCUCUUUUAAUUUUAUUUCUCAAACUGCUUACAACUGCCAAAGCUAAUGAAUAACUAACCAAUGCUCGAAAUUCUCCAUUCCAUUC